Molecule: messenger RNA, 3179 nt
Organism: Microtus ochrogaster (prairie vole)
Lineage: Eukaryota; Metazoa; Chordata; Mammalia; Rodentia; Cricetidae
Gene: Trim59
Product: tripartite motif containing 59
Biological process (GO): innate immune response; negative regulation of canonical NF-kappaB signal transduction
Molecular function (GO): zinc ion binding; ubiquitin protein ligase activity
Source: RefSeq, a predicted model, not a curated record
CGCUGAAGACUCGGGCGAGCGGCUCGCAUCGUCGCUCCAGGCUGCCCCGGAGCCUCCGCCGCGCGCGUCGUCGCCAGCCUCGCGAAUAACAAAAGAACCUGGAAAAGUUGGAGAAGAUAAAGUAUAUUCAGUAUCCAGAUCAGGAGAUCAACAAGCCAGGAAAUGCACAAUUUUGAGGACGAGUUAACAUGUCCCAUCUGUUACAGUAUUUUCGAAGAUCCUCGAGUCCUGCCAUGCUCUCAUACGUUUUGUAGAAAUUGUUUGGAAAAUGUUCUUCAGGCAACUGGGAACUUUUAUAUAUGGAGGCCUUUGCGAAUUCCACUCAAGUGUCCUAACUGCAGAAGUAUUAUUGAAAUUUCUUCAACUGGUAUAGAAUCCUUACCUGUAAAUUUUGCAUUGAGAGCAAUUAUUGAAAAGUACCAGCAAGAAGACCACCCAGAUGUUGUCACCUGCCCUGAACACUACAGGCAGCCAUUAAAUGUUUAUUGCCUACUAGAUAAAAAAUUAGUUUGUGGCCAUUGUCUUACUAUAGGCCAACAUCAUGGUCAUCCUAUAGAUGACCUUCAAAGUGCCUAUCUGAAAGAAAAAGAUACACCUCAGAAGCUGUUUAAACAGUUAACCGACACACACUGGACAGACAUCACCCGUCUUAUUGAAAAGCUUGAAGAACAGAAGUGUCAUUCUGAAAAAAUGGUUCAAGGUGAUAAGGAAUUUGUUCUUCAGUAUUUUAAGGAGCUUAGUGAUACAUUAGAACAGAAAAAGAAAUUUUUUUUGGCAGCUCUUUGUGACGUUGGCAAGCUGAUCAAUCAAGAAUAUACUCCGCAGAUUGAAAGGGUGAAGGAGAUCAGAGAACAGCAGCUGGAGUUAAUGACAGUGACUACAUCUUUACAAGAUGAGGCUCCACUUAAAUUCCUAGAAAAAAUUGAUGAUGUCCGCCAGCGUGUGCAGAUGUUGAAACGGAGACCACUCCCCGAGGUCCAGCCUGUUGAGAUUUAUCCUCGAGUAAGCAAAGUAUUAAAGGAAGAGUGGAGCAGAACAGAAAUUGGACAUAUCAAGAAAGCUGUCAUUCCUGAAAUGAGAAUUUCUUCAAAAAGGAUGCCAUGUUCCUGGCCUGACAAGGAUGAAAAAGAACUCGAAUUCUUUAAAAUUUUAAAUAUUGCUGUAGUUUCACUGAUUUCAGUGAUAUUAAUGUUGAUACUCUUUUUCAACCAACACAUAAUCACCUUCCUAAAUGAAAUCACUUCAAUAUGUUUCUCUGAGGUCUCUUUGUCUGUUUACCAAAGUUUAUCUAAUAACUUAAAUGACUUAAAAAAUAUGGUAUGCUACACUUUAUAUUUGUUAAAGGAAAUCAUAUUGAAAAUAGUUUCUCGUUGAAAACCCAAAUGAACAGUUUUAAGUAGGCUUCUCCUGUUUAGUAGAGCCUAACCAUUGCUAGAUGGAAGUUGGGUAGUAUAAGUAGCAAACUUACAUAGAAAUAUGGUAAACCUUCCAUGGUUGGAUAGAAAUGGUGCCAGAAAUGAUAUAUUAUCUGAAAGAUUAUUCAAAUCAAAUUAAAAAAUUAUUUUUGAUUUGAAUAUUUUUUGGCUUGAUAGUCAAAGUUUUAAAUCUAAGAAGCAUCUUUUUUUUUUUUUUACUAUAACAUGCUUUGCAGUUCUUUGUAGAUAUUAGAUUAGAAAAAAUUGACAAGAUCCUUGAUCCACAUAUCUAUCUUGAUGUUAUUUGAAGCUUUUCAGUGUAUAGAUGUAGGUGGGAAAAGUUUUAAGAUUCAGGCUAGGAUUGCUUAAAUGUCUUUUUGGUCAAACAUAAAUCAAGAACAUACAUUCCAAAUACAGCUUUUGGAUAAUGCCAAGUGUCUAGUACUUAUUUUAUAGAAACUUUGUGUUUAGAAUUUGAGUUUAAUGUCUAGAGAAUCUCUUAAGUCAGGGUCAGUCUGGGUAUUGUAUUGACAUCUCUAAAAACCAAACAGGUUAAAAACGAGGCGGAGCCCUUGCUUUGUCUCCAGCACCAGAAAGCAAAACAAUUAUUUUGCUUUUGUAGUGUUUUAAUCUUGUUCUUACAUUAAAAAGUAUAUUAAACAUGUAUGACAAUCAUGUAAACUAUAUCUUAAAAUGGUCUCUAUAGCCCAAGUACUGGGAAUUAUGAGUUGCCAUAAAUUAGAUCUUAAAAGAUCUCAUUAAGGCAACCUUUAAUUCCCUUAACAAGGACUAGCAUGAUGUUUGCAGUGUAACUUUGGAUCACUGUCACUAAAAUACCCAAAUGAAUCCCUAGCUCUGGGGAUCAUUAGGGCCUGGAGAGAUGGCUCUCCCAGAGGUUCUGUGUUUAGUUCCCAGCAACCAUAUUGUGAUUCCAUGACCAUGUAUGAAAUCUGGUGCUCUCUUCUGGCCUGUAGGCAUAUGGUGUGAUUCCAUGACCAUGUAUGAGAUCUGGUGCUCUCUUCUGGCAUGUACGCAUAUAUGCCAGCAGGAUGCUGUAUGCAAAAAAGCUUAAUCAUUAGGUCCACUUAACAGAUCAGAUUUUAUCCAGCAUUAUUAUUAUAGAGGCCAUUUGGAAGAUGGAGUGGAGGUAAGGGGGUACAGUGUUCAGUUUUUAACAGACACAUAGGUCGCACUGAGUGCUAUUUUUAAAUGUAAAUAUUAACAAAGAAUGUUAGCUAAGAUGUUUUUCAAGGGGCCACUAACUUCUUUGUACAGAUGAUGAACAAACCAAAGUAAUGCAGUGCCAUAUUAGGUGGGAGAAUGUUCUCAUCAGUGUUUAUCAUGCUUUAAAAACUCGAGCAGGCCAAGACAGGUGUUAUUAACCGAAACUUACAUACGCUCCAAACUAAACAAACAUAUGCCGAGUAUUACCUUAAAGGCUUGACAAUUUUUAGUGUUUUCUGGUAAGUUAUUAUAUACUGUUUUAUAUCUUUACUAUUAGGCUGAGAUUGUACAAAAAACACAUUUGGAAAUUAUGGGUUUAUGUGUAACGAUAUAUUUGAAUAAACUUGAUAUUUUAUUGAAUGGCUUAGGAAUUGGCUUUGGAAUUUUUAUACAUAAGUUAGCUCUCAACUCCACCUAGUUAUUAAAAUGUAAUUUCAUUCACUUUUAUAUUUGUAGCAUGCUGCUGAUUUGUAGUGCUUUAUUAUGAAUCAUGGUAGGAAGCAUUUGACUAAUUCCUUAGAAACUGAAUAAGGCAAAUAC